Chelmon rostratus (copperband butterflyfish) is the source of this 4602-nucleotide messenger RNA. RefSeq names its product transcriptional adaptor 2B (gene tada2b). Bases 73 to 1554 code for a protein of 493 amino acids. The record is from RefSeq and is a predicted model, not a curated record. Lineage: Eukaryota; Metazoa; Chordata; Actinopteri; Chaetodontiformes; Chaetodontidae. Gene Ontology annotation, molecular function: chromatin binding; transcription coactivator activity; zinc ion binding. Gene Ontology annotation, biological process: chromatin remodeling; regulation of transcription by RNA polymerase II. The transcript has 2 exons. Gene Ontology annotation, cellular component: SAGA-type complex; nucleus.
UCGCGCUGCCAGGCUCGCGGUGCGCAGGCGCGCAGAUCUGCCUCCAACAACAAGAAGCAGGAGCGAGGCAACAUGGCCGACCUGGGGAAGAAGUACUGCGUGAACUGCCUUGCAGAUGUUACAAAUCUGCGGCUUCGCUGCACCGACUGUCCUGAUAUCGAGCUGUGCCCGGAGUGCUUCUCGGCGGGCGCAGAAAUCGGGAACCACCGGAGAUGGCACGGCUACCAGCAGGUCGACGGCGGUCGCUUCUCUCUUUGGGGUCCCGAGGCAGAGGGAGGAUGGACCAGCAGGGAAGAGCAGUCGCUGCUCGAUGCUAUCGAGCAAUAUGGAUUUGGAAACUGGGAGGACAUGGCUGCUCACGUCGGAGCAUCCCGAACUCCCCAGGAAGUCAUGGAACACUAUGUCACCAUGUACAUCCAUGGAAACCUGGGUAAGGCCUGCAUCCCUGACAACAUUCCCAACCGGGUGACUGACCACACCUGCCCAAGCGGGGGCCCUCUGUCGCCCAGCCUCACCACCCCCCUUCCUCCGCUGGAUAUCAGCCUGGCUGAGCAGCAGCAGCUGGGCUACAUGCCGCUACGCGACGACUACGAGAUCGAGUACGACCAGGAUGCGGAGAAGCUCAUCAGCGGGCUGUCUGUGAACUACGACGACGAGGACGUGGAAAUAGAAAUGAAACGCGCCCACGUGGACAUGUACGUGCGCAAGCUCCGAGAGCGCCAGCGACGUAAGAACAUCGCCCGAGACUACAACCUGGUGCCUGUGUUCCUGGGCCGAGACAAGAAAGACAAGGAGAAGGAGAAGCCGGGAGCGCUGGGAGUCAUAGGCACUGCUGGUGGUGUGAUUGGGGCUGGGGCUGGCGGUGUUACAGUUGGAUCUGGUUCCACGACAGCAGCAGGGUCAGGUCCUGUUCCAAGUACGCCCAAAAGAAAGAUCACCAAGGAGGAGAAGGAGCAGCGGGUCAGGCUUCGGGGGCUCUGCCAGUUCAUGGCCCAUCGGGAGUUUGAAGACUUCUUUGAGAAUAUGCAUAAAGAGCGCGUGCUGAGGGCCAAGGUGCGUGAGCUGCAGCGCUACCGCCGCAAUGGCAUCACCCGCCUGGAAGAGUCUGCUGAAUACGAAGCAGCGCGCCACAAGCGGGAGAAACGCAAGGAGAACAAAAGCGUGGUCACCUCCAAACGGGGCAGCGGAGGAGGGGGCGGCCUCGGUUCCGGGAUGGGGCUCGGGGGCGCGGCCGGAGGCGGAGGAGGCAUUGCCGGGGGGUUGGGGGUUGGAGGUGGGAUCAAAGAAGAGGGCAAAGACGGCGAGUUUGCCGCAAUCGAGAAUCUGACGGGCUUUGAGCUGCUGUCGGACAGGGAGAAGGUGCUGUGUAACUCUCUGAACCUCAGCCCGGCACGCUACCUAACUGUCAAAACCAUCAUCAUCAAAGAUCACCUGCAGAAAAGGCAAGGCAUCCCGGCCAAGAGCCGACUGCCCAGCUACCUGGACAAGGUCCUCAAGAAGCGCAUUCUCACCUUCCUCACAGAAAGUGGCUGGAUAUCCCGGGACGCCUCUUAGCGACCCAUCUCUGAUCGGGAAAUAGCAAGCUGAUGAUCACACUCCGUAGGCGGGAUCAGACUGAAAUGGCUGUCACCAUUUUCUCAGAGGUGGCCUUGUGAAUAUGUACAUUGCAAACAAUGAGGAUGCCCCACUGGAAAAUAAUAUAUUUUCAUACCAGGGCUAGGAAUAAAAAAAAAGCCUAUAUUUUUUUCAUCUGAAAUGGAACGGAGGUGAAAAACAACUGUGGGUUCUAGUGUCCAUAUUGUUACUACAUGGUGAUAACCACAAAGCUAACAGGUAUUACAUAGUUGAAGAUAUAUUUUAGUGUUAAUGCAUCAGGCUCACUGACGAUGUCUAUGGAGAAACACUAUUUUGUAACCAAACAGCGAGAAGGAAGUCGUUUCAUGCUGAAAAGAAGGUGGAAUAAGACGAGGAGUCAUUUUUUGGGCUGGAUGUUUGACAGCGUGGCGCUGAUGGGUGACAGAAGUGAUCACUCUUGUGGCUGUGGAUGUUUUUCAGGAUCUCUCAAACUCAAAACCUAGUUUGGUCAACUUUGUUAGAUGUGUCAUCAUUUAGAGCUUAAACCAUUUUAAAGCCUUCAGUUCCUAGAAAUUGUCAAGCAGCUUGAGUAAAGUCUCAAUUCUCUGACCAGUUUUUUCCACCUUGUUGCCUGCUUAAAGCAGGAGGGUUCGACCGCCGUGUAGCUUUCUCUGGACUGAGCACUCGAUGCGGUCGGACAGAUAUAGGUAUAUACACAUCAGCUGUGCUGAUAUAUCUGCUGAUGUCACCUUAACGCUGAUAUCAGUAUUGGCCACAUAUGUCAGCCAGUAAGUAACAAAAUGCCAAAGAAUUCGUUAGGAUAUAAUUAGAUCAGUGUUUACAUUACAUCGUCUGUCCACCAGAGAGCGCUGGCAAGUUUAUUUUUCAAUUAAAAUGUCCUGCUCAGUACAUAUAUGUUCACAAUUCAUCAAAAACCAAAUUUAAAGGAUCAUUGUCAAAAUUAUGGUUAUGUAUAUAUGUUGGAAAAAUGAACACUGGUUGAUAUUUGACUCCUAAGCCACCGAACACUUGACUGCAACACUUACAUAUUUCUCUAUAACAAGAACUAUUCAUGCUAAAUAGGCAGCAACCUAAGUUUAAAAGCAUCUUCAGGUAUUAUCUGUUAGGAGCUCAAUACUCAAAAACUCUGCUUCGUGGUAUCUGCUUUAGACUCACUUUAAUGGUCGCACAGAAAUAAUGUGACAUCACUCUUUACCAACUGACCAACUAACCAAUCACAUGUGAUGGACGGUGACCAAACAACCAAACACCAACUGCCUGCACAUUUGCGACAUUGAAAUGUUGCUUAAUCCUGAUUGGUGCCCAGAAUUUAUGCAACAUCAUCUCAACUGAGCCCCGCCCCCUUCAGAUCAGCGAGAAGAGCACAGAAAAAAAAUACAAGAAAACUUUAAUCGUUGACAGGAAAUAGUGAGUUUAUGUAUGAUGCCAUUAACCUUAGUGAGAAAAUACGUUUUCAGGGAUGUUAAAUAUCAACACAAGUAUUGACCUGAAAAAAAUCUAAAUGAGUUUUGAAGGAGUUUUUUUUUUUUAUUUGACCUGAAGUGUAUUGAUUUUCACAGAAGCUCGUCUUUAAAUGCUUUAAAUGUUCUGCUGUCCACAUGGUACAGUGCAGGUAAAGAAGGUGAAUGUGUUUGGGCAUUAACCAACAUUAACCAAUGAUACUCAAAAAGGCUGAAGUACAGUUCCAGGAUUCUCGUUAUUGUGCGUGUGCAUGGUGCAUUGCCUUAAAAGUGGAGCUUUGCCUUUUUCUUUUUUCUUUUUUUUGUGGUCAAGAGGAAUGAGGCUUGAGGUUCUGAUGUGAGCUUGUGGAUCAGCGGUGGAGGGUGUUAUAAUCAGGUCAUCUUAGUCAUGUUUCAUCAACGUCGUGCUCCAAACCAUGCGUCAUCGUAGGCAGACUCUACAGCUGCUUUCAUAGGAUAACUGGCUUCUUCUUUAUUUCUCUUAUUGUCGGCAAGUCCCAUUAAAAGACCCACAAUGAAUUGAUUCAGCUGCCAAGCCUUGUCUGGCUGUCCGAAGCCUGAUAAAAAGAUAAAAAGCUCAUCACUGAGUGCUCUGACAUGUUCCUCAUGGCCGUGAACGCACACACCGUAGCCCACCAUUUGCGUAUUAAUCCGCAGCUGAAACUAGUCCCAAACAAAUGCACUAUUUCCUCGUGGUGGAGUGGCGUUUGUUAAAAAACUACAGUGCCCAGCUGUUUCAGGAAAUUACUGAGUCCUUUUUAAAAAAAUAUAAGUAAAUAUUAAUGACACAUUCUUCUGGAAGAUUUACAUCUUCCAUAGGAACCAGUGGGAAAAGGGGAGUUGGAGAGUGGGAUUUAGUUGGCAGUGACACAGCUAUUGUCAUUCUCAGUGCUUUUCAGGAGAUGUAAAGUGAGAGGAAGACAUUUGCAACCAUCCUUUCAGCGUUCAUAGUGGGUCGCCUCCAGUACGUGGACUUGUUCCUCAGAUUAUUGCAGCUUCAUGUUAACCCAACAUGUUCUGAUUGGAAUUGGAUGUGUUGGCUGAAGCUGCGGUGAAGUAUGAGCGCUGUGUGUGCGGCAGAAUGACCUCGACAGGUGACGCUUGUUUCCAGCCAUCACACCAAACGGCGAAGACCUCGAUCAGUCGGCCGAAUUUGAUGUUUCUCAUUUGUUUGGAUGUCACCUUCGAUUUUUUUUUCUCCUCCCAGAUUUGACAGUGGGAUAGUUCUGCACGUGCAACCAAAUGCACAUCGUUUCAGAAUGGUGUGUCAGUGUAAAUAUCUCAAAGAAAAAGUGGCGUUUUGAUUUGUUUUUUGUAAGGAGGGGCGUUGCUUUCUUAAUGUCAGGAAGUGUAAAUAAGUUUGUAAGAUAAAUUGGAAAAAGAAAACUAUAAUUACUGACCUGUGAAAUGUACAGUAUUUUGUGUCAUGGAAAUUUUUUAUAGCUUUUGUAAUAAAACAAAACGAUUUUGGAUGACAAACCUGGAUUUUGUGAAGCGUUGGCAUAGUGAUGGCAUGCUGUUGAGCUGUCUUUGAUCUGAGCUGUUC